GUGACGGUUGUGCGACGUUGGGUUGGGGUCAUAAACAUGGCGUGGAGAGGAUAUUUUGUCAAAUGGACCAAAACAGAAUGUAUAAAUUCUGUCUCCACAGUUUCGAGAGGUAGCAGGUUCAKCCUCCACCCCCAGCAGAGGUGUGGUUUCCGGAAAGAAGCGAGGAAACCAGAGACAUGGAAGAGGGACCGGGGCAUCCCAGAAGAAACAGGCCCUCCCCCCUCUGAGGCUGCCGAUGCGAUGGUGUCUCGGAAAGUGGUGCACCCUAAAACAGGACCCCCACCCCCUGGCGCGGCCCCCAGGCGUACGGGGAAGCUGUUCAAGCCCUUUAUGUUCACAAUAGGGUUUACAGGGUGCUCCUUUGGUGCGGCCGCCAUCUUGCAAUACGAGUCCUUGAAGUCACGAGUGAAGACGGCCAAGGACGAGGCUGAGCAGGAGAAAAGCGGAAAGGCAUCGCAAGACAUGACAUACUGGCACAACUGGUGGAACCAGCUAACAGACUUCCAGAAACAGGUCAUCCUGCUCAUGUCCUUUGUGGARGAUUUCUGGAGCAGCCUGACUGAGGGUCAGCAGAUGGCCACUGGGAUCAUAGCGGUCAAUGCUGUGGUGCUCUGCUGUUGGCGAAUACCCUCCAUGCAACGAUCCAUGGUCAAGUACUUUACUGCCAACCCAGCCUCCAAGACGCGGUGCCUUCCCAUGCUCCUCUCCACCUUCAGCCAUUACUCUAUAAUCCACAUGGCGGCCAACAUGUACGUCCUGUGGACCUUCUCCUCCAGCAUCGUCUCUCUCCUGGGGAAGGAGCAGUUCCUCGCUGUCUACCUCUCUGCUGGUGUGAUCUCCACUAUGGUGAGCUACGUGUGUAAGACCAGUACGGGACGCCUGCAUCCCUCUCUUGGGGCGUCAGGGGCCAUCAUGACGGUCCUGGCAGCGGUCUGCACCAAGAUGCCCGAGGCCAAACUGGGUAUCAUCUUCCUGCCCAUGGUCAGCUUCACUGCAGGCAACGCCUUGAAAGCGAUCGUUGCCAUGGAUGCAGCGGGUCUCAUUAUGGGAUGGAGGCUGUUUGAUCAUGCGGCUCACCUUGGAGGAGCCCUCUUCGGAGUGUGGUAUGUAGCAUACGGCCACAAGCUGAUGUGGAGGAAGAGGGAGCCACUGGUCAAGGCAUGGCACAGCAUGAGAUCUCAGGCCCCUGGUGGACGGGGCAGAUCUGGUGGUUCGGGCGGCGACGGGGGCAGGCCUGGGGGGUCGGGCGGCGACGGGGGCAGACCUGGUCCUGUGUAGGACCCCCAACAUGCCACUCUGGGAAGUUGGCCCAUAACCACUGAUCAGGUGUCAGAUAUUCUUCACACCCCCCAAUUGGUUAGGAUUGGCUGUAGGGGGUAUCUGAUCCUAAAUCUGUGGUUAGGGGGAAUCUUCUACCUCAAGAAGCCUUUUUUUGGUACGAAUGCCUGGUGAUAUCCAGCUGACAGCUGUGGAGGGCGGGACCCAGCACCCCAAACCUCUGUUCUUCUAAUUGGCGCGUUCCUCUGUCCAGGCGUUGCUGACGCAUGCCGUAUCUUACAACGUCUGGAUAGGUAUUUUAAGUAUCAGCCAACCACAUCAUAUGUUAUAGCAAUCUGGAGCUCGCCGGCAUGCAACGUCUGAGCAGGGGAACUCAACCAAUCUAAAUCAGGGAGAGUGGACAUAUUUGUGAUAUUUGCAUUUCAGACAGCACUCUAUUGUAACUAAGUCCUAAGGGAUGAUUAAUUUGGUUUGAUAAGUGGCUGUAAUCUAGUACAAAUGUUGGCGGCUUUAUCAUUAUGGGGUAGUUUCUAUGAAGAUGUGAGAUGUUACCAUAGAGAUAUUGUAUGUCUAUGGUUGAUACAGAGACUGCUUCCUGUUUGUAAGGAAGUGGUUAACGGAGAAUGACCGUCCUGGACUAAAACAACAAACUUCCUCAUAAGAACUUCAACUUCCUUGUAGUUUGUAGAUGUGCCGGCGUUGCCAGAGGUUUCUGAAAGGUUGAGGUGCUUAUAUCUUGGUAAAACAUUUUGUAAAUCCUGAGUCUUACAAAAAAAGGUACAUAACAAAAACGCCAAAAAUGUCCUCAACACUGCUGUACUCAUUUCAUGGUACUCUAUUAUUAAAAAGGUCACCUUCAUCUUCACUGGGGUAGUACAUUUGGGUUUAAAGGGAUACUUCAGGAUUUUGGCAAUUACGCUCUUUAUCUACUUCCCCAGAGUCAAGAUGAACUCAUGGAUAUCAUGUUUAUAUCUCUGCAUGCAGUAGAGGUAGUUUUGCUGGCGCAAGGCAGUGUCUCUGGACCCCUCGAAGGUCGGAGUUUGUCCCCCUCUCCUCCCUAAAAUAAAAAUCGAAUGCGUCAGCCAGACAGCCAUUCACAAAGUAUAGACUACAGAUUGCUGUCCGUGGUGCUGAAAUUGCGACGUGUCUAUGCAGCGGCCGAUCGAAUCAACCUGGUCUCAGAGCAUUUUGUAUUGUUCUGUAUGUAAAUCCGAGACACUCCAUUUAGUAUAAUAUGUUACUAAUAUGCAGAGCGCACAAUGUUAAAAUUUUGCAAUACGUGUUAUGUUAUGAAUUCUAGCUAGGUGGCUAACAUUAGCUAGGCUAGGGGUUAGGGUUACGUUUAGGAGUUAGUUUAAAGGGUUGGGGGAAUGGUUAGCUAACGUAGCAAGUAGUUAAAGUUGCUAAAAUGCUAAAGAGCUCCGUAAUGACAUUUGAACUUGCAACCUUUGGGUUGGUAGACAUUCGCGUUAUACGCCAAGUAACCAUCUGUCUUAUGUAACCAGACUAAAUGGAGUGUCCUUAGAUUUACGUACAGAAUAAUACGAAAUUCUCUGAGACCAGGCUGAUCGAAUUGAUGAUAGGCUUUCUGUGGUGCCCGAGCAUGUAGCCUAUAGCUUUGCUUCAGCUAAUGGAUUUGUUUAUUAGGCCUAUUUGGUUGUCAUUUUCUCAUGUUAAGCCUAACAUUUCACUAAGCUAUACAGGGUGUUGCAAGGCUGCCAUGAUUUAGACUGCUGGCCGGCGGCAAUAAUGUAAUUACUUGUUCUGUAAUUAAAGUUAGAAAUUCCAACAUUGCAGAUUGAUCAAAUACAUUUUCGGUACAACAGAAUACUAAUCGGCAACCAAUUGAUUAAAAAAAUACAACUGUCCUGUAUAGCUCACCUGAACCUGCAUGACAUGAGCCGUCCUCAUGCUGUCUCCCAGCUUGGAUAGAAAGUUGUGUGUAAAACCAGUCUAAUGCCAAAUAAUAGUCAGCACACCCUCAACACACCAGCUUACGCUGUUCCAUUAUGCAGUGUAGCCUAGCUAUCUAUAGCUAUAUACAGUAUUUAUACAAAUUACACAUCAAAUAGCCUAACAAUGAGGACAAAUCCUUGGAUACAUUUUGCCACAAUUUAGUGAACUCAGCAGGUUUUGUCUGGCUAAUAGAUUACAGAAAUGGGCUGCAAUCAAGGUAUAUUAAGUCCAACUUGAGACUCCCCCGAGCUUCCGAGACAUUUUACAUUAUAUGUCCAUUACGCUGCACACAAUUUAAACUUCGUCUUGAAUGAUGUAUGCCAAGAUAUACCAGAGAUCAGACUGUUGAUAUUGCUACCACACAACUCAAACACAGGAUCACCAGUAUGAAUAAAAUCGCAAACCGCUUUUUUAGUUUGAGACCCCCAAGAACUGUUGUCCAGUAUCCUAUACAGUUACUCUUUCCGGAACGUCUUGAAGCCGGCAAUUAAGGAGAAUGAGAACAUCUCAAUUAAAGAUGUUGCUAUGGCAAUCAAGCUGUUUUUAACCGUAACUGUUGCUUCUACCAAGAGAUGGUUUUAUAAACUAAAACUCACAAAGAACUACUUAAGAAUUAAACAUUAGGUUCUCGGUCUGAUAUGUGUUUUUUAACACCUGCCCAGUGGGCAAAACCUGGUUGAAAAGACGUCAGUAUGACUGCUCAUUCUAGUUGGAAAAGGAUGUUGUUGUUUUACGUAUUUGUCUGACCAAAAUACGACCAGUUGGUCAUAAUUGUGACCACUAUAUUAUGUAGCCUACUGGUCAUAGUUAAUACCAUCAUAACCUGGUAA
Messenger RNA from Salvelinus sp. IW2-2015, 4064 nucleotides. RefSeq names its product presenilin-associated rhomboid-like protein A, mitochondrial. The transcript has 10 exons. Lineage: Eukaryota; Metazoa; Chordata; Actinopteri; Salmoniformes; Salmonidae. Gene Ontology annotation, cellular component: membrane. The record is from RefSeq and is a predicted model, not a curated record. Gene Ontology annotation, molecular function: serine-type endopeptidase activity. The coding region runs from base 37 to 1278 and encodes 413 amino acids.